This is a messenger RNA of Fusarium mangiferae, 1791 nucleotides long. RefSeq lists its product as uncharacterized. The transcript has 4 exons. The record is from RefSeq and is a predicted model, not a curated record. NCBI's taxonomy places the organism in Eukaryota, Fungi, Ascomycota, Sordariomycetes, Hypocreales, Nectriaceae. Bases 1 to 1791 code for a protein of 596 amino acids.
AUGACCAUCUUUUCCAACAAUGUCCUUAGUCUGAAGCAGACUAUCACAGUCAACUAUGUUUCUGCUCACUGCUCGUACCACGAAAGGUCACUCAAGUGGUAUGAGGAACAGCUUGCCCUCAAAGGACACAUAGGUCUGGGUGACUACCUGCGCUCCGAGCUGCCAGCCGACGAAAAAGUAUGGCCCAAACACAAUGACAUCGAGACUCUUGCGAACGACCUGAUCGCCUACAUCGGUCGAUGUGAAGCUCAAGGGGAGCCGUUCAGGGUCGUGACUGAUCCUGACGUCAUUGAGCCUGAGCACACCAACGAGCUCAGUUACUUUCUUGUUACGGACUUGAACAAGAGCCUCCGCAAUCAUAAAACUCCCACCUUGCCGCCUCGUACGGAUUUACCACUUCGCACCACCUUGUCGCUCAAUACUGCCGUUGAUCUCGAACGUGCAUCACUGCCCUUCAGAAGCGGUGGUGAAACAGAUGAUGAUGCGACCUCAGACAAGAUACAGUAUCCUUCACCCGAAUCUCAGAAAAGAUAUUGUGUCAAGCUUCGUUUCAAGCGCCAGUUUGAUAUGGUUCGUAUGGGUGGUACGAUUGUCGAGGUCCCCAUUAGAUCUCACACYRAUGGYGGCCAAGCUGAUGGCAUAGUCAUGGAUGAUGGUGGACAUGGAGGCAAGCUUGCAUUUCUGGUUUGCCUCUACAAGCGGCUUCACACAGAAGUGAAGCUUCCCGUUCUAAUUGAUCUGAGCGAAAUGCAAUCCCUUCUUGAACUCCUUCUGUUCCUUUGUCAAGCGAUCUUCGAGAAGUUUGGACAAGCCAAACGUCUAUCAAACGAUCCUAAGAUGCUCAAUGUGUACAUUACAGAGAUGAUCGAACUCUAUAAUAACACUCACGGACCGCUUCGAACCGUGGACCAUGUGCCAACCUCCCCAAAGAAACCUCGAGAAGUUUUGGCAUUAUCUGUACUACUCGACGAGUUUUACUUGUGCCUGACUGGUACCUUCUACCAUUCUGACUCUGGAGAUUCAGAAACAAAGGAAGAAGAUGAGGGUGUGUGCCAAUUAGAGGGAGAGGUUACCAACCUGGACCUUUCGUCGAAAGAUGCCUCCAAUAGGCCAAGCGAGGACCAUUACAUCAGUUCCCAACAUGAUACGCCUUUCGCUAGUGUCGAUACGCUACAGCAUAUCGCAGGUCACCCUCAAAUAUAUCACAAAAUCCUCAUUUUAUAUGUUGCCCUUCACGGAGGCUCAUCUCAGGCUCCAUACGACUUUACGGCCUUACGCCUAGCUGGAACCUUUCGACCAUACAGCGCCUGCCGACAUGACCUCCUAGCAGACUUUGAGGACUUACGGCUGAGAGUCAAGACUCGAAAUGGUCACAACUUCACGAGACUUCAUAUUAGUCACCAACUUGAGCGCGGUUUGGACGACAAAACAGUUCUCCUGCUAUUAGGUCAGGCUGCUAGGAUAUCUGUUCCUGAAUGUUCGCGUGACACGCUGGUAAAGAUUGCACUUCUGACAGGAAUGCUCCUCGCAGAAAGUGGUCGCUACAUACUAGACGACUCUUCAGUCACGGACACUGGCUACAAAGUUGCUCUACAUUCCUUGCUGCUCCGAGAAUGUCCACAUGCUGCCUCACUUCAGUCUUUUGGGUCUAGAUCACCAUCCACUACUGCCACUACCAACGUCAUGCCUGAUGAAACAUUGAUUGGCAGCACGGACGAUCAAAGCUCUCGUGACGACCGAAAUGAGUUUGACUUUGUUGACGUGGAUGAAGGAGACGAGGCAAAACAGUAA